AUGCUUCCUCUUGCCAUUCAUCUCUAUCUCCUCCCAGUAAUGUGCAUCCUAGUGAAAAACUGCUUGGCUUUUAAAAAUGAUGCCACAGAAAUCCUUUAUUCACAUGUGGUUAAACCUGUUCCUGUACACCCUAGCAGCAACAGCACGUUGAAUCAAGCCAGGAAUGGAGGCAGGCAUUUCAGUAGCUCUGGACUGGAUCGCAACAGUCGAGUUCAAGUUGGUUGCCGGGAACUGCGCUCCACCAAAUACAUUUCUGAUGGCCAGUGCACCAGCAUCAGCCCUCUGAAGGAGCUGGUGUGCGCGGGCGAGUGCCUGCCCCUGCCGGUGCUUCCCAACUGGAUCGGAGGAGGCUAUGGAACAAAGUACUGGAGCCGACGGAGCUCACAGGAGUGGCGGUGUGUCAACGACAAGACGCGCACCCAGAGAAUCCAGCUGCAGUGCCAGGACGGCAGCACACGCACCUACAAAAUCACGGUGGUCACGGCCUGCAAGUGCAAGCGGUACACCCGCCAGCACAACGAGUCCAGUCACAACUUCGAGAGCAUGUCGCCCGCCAAACCCGCCCAGCACCACAGAGAGCGGAAAAGAGCCAGCAAAUCCAGCCAGCACAGCCUGAGCUAGAACUGGACUGACUAGAAAGCAUCUGUUACCCAGAUUUGAUGGCUUGGAAGACUCGAGCCUGCCAUUGCUCUCUCCUCACUUGAAAGUAUACGCUUUCUGCUUUGAUCAGGCCCAGCAGGCUGUCCUUCUCGGGGACCUUCUCUGGGACUAGCUUUUCCUUUGCAAGUUUCUCAAAAUGUAAUGAGUACAGUUUUCAGUGAAAGCCAGGCAUUCUGUCGUUUCCAUUCUUAAAAUGUACCUGAUGCUGUUUAAACAUCCUCAGUUUACAGUUUAAAACGCACCAUUCACUACCCCACCCUCACCCUUCCCAAACAAAACCCCUUCC
Cricetulus griseus (Chinese hamster) is the source of this 946-nucleotide messenger RNA. NCBI's taxonomy places the organism in Eukaryota, Metazoa, Chordata, Mammalia, Rodentia, Cricetidae. The record is from RefSeq and is a predicted model, not a curated record.